Aplysia californica (California sea hare) is the source of this 6016-nucleotide messenger RNA. RefSeq lists its product as uncharacterized. The record is from RefSeq and is a predicted model, not a curated record. Gene Ontology annotation, biological process: mitotic spindle organization; regulation of mitotic cell cycle. Gene Ontology annotation, cellular component: mitotic spindle. NCBI's taxonomy places the organism in Eukaryota, Metazoa, Mollusca, Gastropoda, Aplysiida, Aplysiidae. Gene Ontology annotation, molecular function: protein binding.
ACAUCUCCUGUGAAACUGCAUAUGGUACAUAAAUAUGCACAAGCUUGGAGAGCGCACACAGAAAUAAAAAAUAAUUACUGAGCACACUCACACUCCAUCGCCUGAGGGCAAAACUUUGCCAUGGAAUGGGUACGGUUCUAAAGAGAACCAAAUUCCUGCUGGUAAGAGAGCCACGUGUCCAAAGUUUGGCAUGUUUUGCCCUUCCUUAAACCCAAAACAGCCUUGGUAUUGAAUGACGCAUACCGUAGUCGCCUUCUGAUUAUUCUUUUUUUAAAAAUUAUAAAUGUUGCAUUCCUUUCGACACAAUUCAGAUCAACACUAAAGUUGGCUGCUUAAAAACUGCCUACAAAGACAUACUUAGAGUUCGACACAGCAUGCCUGCAGAAAGACGGAGAUAUACUUUGAAAUAAAUUCCCUUACAUUGAAAUCAAAUUCACUUCUUUUGUGUUGCGCUGGAAAAAGACCAAGUUCUCAGCCCUUUCACUUUCAACACUCUUUACUACUUCGCAUUUAAUAAGUCAUAAUUAGAUCUAGACCUAGAUAUAGAUCUAGUAAGAUACAUAAUUAAAUAGUGCACGGAUAAGCGUCAUUGACGAACGGGGAAUUUCUCGCUAUGACGUUUCAUUACAAUUUCACAUCUCAAAAACAAUGGCAGACCCUCCAUUUCAUUAGUAGGGGAAAAGUUCCUUCGCAAACAUCUUAGCAACUUAUUUUGGUUGGCAGCAGGCAGGUGAAGUCAGGUUUAGGAGGGUUUAGACAGGUACAGCCAACAGGACUAAUUGCCUUUUGUGAAUUCCAAAAGAAAGAAAUCUCUAGUUAGUUCUACCACAUCUCAAGAGCUUCUUAGAUCUAGAUAUCUAGAAUCUAAAUGUACAGACCUAGAUCUAGAACCUAGAUCUAAAAUCUAGAUCUAGAUAGAUCUAGAUCUACAUCUAGAUCUAGAUGGGUCUAAAUAGAUCAAAGUGUGCUACCAAAACAGGUUUGGGUCUGGUUUAGCAUAUCGCAAGUGUUUUGUCCUCUUGUGGAGAAGUGUUUUUUUAUAUUCAGAAUCGAUUCUUCUCUUAUCUCGAGCAGUAACCGCAAAAUAUGUUGUUGUGAGGAUCUACCAAACGUGGUCCUAGCUAUGAUGAGUGACGAAAGAAGGAUCGUGAGCCCAAGCCUUGGGAGGAGUAACAAAACUGUCAACUCUGACGAGUUCGUCUUAGAACAUGUCUUAGGGGUCACAUGCACCUCCCCUAAUGCCUUAGCUUCCAAUCAACUCACAGGCCACGUGGCCUUCCCGGCUGCGUGCAUGCUUGUUUUACUAAACCCGAGAACACAUGAACAAAAAUUUAUCGAGACACCGUCCACGACCCAGUGCAUCACCUGCACGGCUUUUUCUCCGGACGAUAGGCUCGUGGCGUUUGGUGAAAGCGGCUUAAAACCACAUGUGUCUGUGUGGAUGGUCAAAGAAUUCAAGCAAGUCAAUCAGUUCCUAGUGUGCCACACCCGAGGGGCGCGAGCUAUCGCUUUCCAUCCGAGGAAAACGCUUUUAGUUCUUCUGGGAUCACAGGAUCUGAUGGUGUCUGUCUACGAUUACAUCAAAGGCGAAAAGGCAGCUCAGUCGAGAUGGCAGACCAGUCCACGGGCCAUGACCAUACUCAAAGACGGUUCGUACGCGAUCGUGUGCGGCCAUCGGAAGAUCACUCUCUUCUCCAUGGAAGACGCUGGUUCCACAGAGUACGAGACAAACAUCCUGGAGGAAAAACGCGCAGUAUUGCUCGGGUGUCAGAGUGAGUAUACUUUCGUCGACAUCGUGAGCGGCAAGGGUAAGCACGAGAAAGAGGCGUACACCGUCACAGCGUGUGGAUACCUCUGUGAGAUGAAACUCGGGGGGAUUCUAAUUGACAAAGCCGCCAAGAUCGAUACCCAGUUAACGUGCGUGCGUUACGGCAUGGAUCUACUGUUCCUGGGGUGUCCAGAAGGAAUUGUCAAGAUCUGUUCUCCGGAUAAUCUCCAGAUCGUUGCCGCCGUGUCGCUCAAUGAAAUGCUCGGCCCUCAAACCAGGCCCAAGGUGGACUCCAUCCCGGAAGUGGUCACUUCGGCCAUCGCUGUGGACGAGAAGGACAGCAUUGUUACGUGUGUCUACUCGGACUGUAGCAUCUACUCCUGGCAGGUGAAGGGAACAGACGAGUCUAUCGAGUGCACGGCCAUCAUGCCGUCCUACUGCAGGAAGAGCGACGACGAGGCCGGCGAUGAAGGGAAAGACGAGGAGUCCUCGCUGAGCAACCUGCUGCACCGAGCCAGUCUACUCAGGCAGUUCAUCAGUAGCGGGGUCUCCGGGAAGACGCCGGCCAUUUCGGACCCCAAUGUUCUCGCUGCCAGGAAUCGUAAACACGGAUACAUGGGUGUCGUUGACAUUUUCAAGGAGGCCAGCCCGCAGUUUCAGAACGCGAAUGCGGUUCGAAUCUCUCCAAACGGCAAAGAUAUCAUCUGUGGGGAUGACCAGGGUGAGAUCAAAGUGUACGACGCCUCCACGGGGAUCAUCAAACGCGUCAUCGAGGCGCACACGUCACAGGUGACCUACAUUGAAGUAAUGUAUGACGACGAGUUCAAACUAAUCUGCACUGGAGGACGAGACAGGGUGAUCUUCAUCCUGGACGGGGAUAACGACUUCGGCCUGGUCCAGGUGCUGUGUGACCACUCGGCCGCCAUUACGGCCAUCAGCCUGGUCCACAACAGCGAACAGCUGACCCUAGUGUCUGCGGCCGCCGAUGGUGUGAUCCUCAUCAGGAGGUCUGUCAAGGCGGACAAGCUGCUCUUCUCUAUCACUGGACAGACUGAAACGUCCAAAGAGAUUUCGUAUGAGACUUACGUAUCGUGCGUCCGCGUUUGUCAACAUUUGAGCGUCGGCGAGAGCAGCGAAAGCGAAGCCAUCGGGAACACCAGCAAGACCACCCUCCAAACGCCCAGCAUCCAGUCUCUGAAUCUGCUGAACGCCACGCAAUCCCAGUCACGCUCCACGUACAACGAGGGCCCAGACAACGAGCGCGACAGCGAGAGCUACCUGGAGGAGGACGGCGACGGCUGCACCAGCAGCAGCUUCAUCAGCUGCAGCACCUGCGACCGCUCCAACUUCAGGAACGCCUACACCAGCUCAGACGCCAGCCUCAGGGUUAACUCCAUGCCCAACACCAGCUUCCAAGGCCUGCCGGACUCCGUGGUCGUGUCCAAGAACGUGACCCGUGACGCGUUGCACCCUGCGGGGAAGAUCCCCGUGCUGCUCAAGCCUCUAAACGAGGGCGGUUGUGGAGAAGGGGAGAUUGUCUCGGGUGUGGAGAAGAACGAUAACGAAGAGGUUCAGUCUAUUGAGAAAGAUCUCUCGGUGGAUAAAGAGGUCGGAGGGUUGUUUAUGAUGGAGAACGCGGAAGGCUUUAUGGGCGUAAUGAGGGGGUCUUCUUUUUCGACCGGUGACUCGUCCCCAGCCGUGCUGACGGCCAAAAACAGAGGUGGACACGCCAGGCUGACUUCUGACUCGAGUUGUGCAUCCAGAGUAGAAGAGAUUAGGGCAUGUUUUGAACAUCGCGUGGCAGACUUGUCGGGGGAGAAGGGUGCUUUCACUGACAGCGUUGGCGGCCACGACAGUUUUGGCACCGAGACGACCAACGCACUGUCUGGUGAGGUGAGCUUCCAGAGUCCCUACAGUACUGACCUCUGGGGGGCCGAAACGACAGUGACCAGCCACGACACCGACGCCAAAAAGGACAGUGUCACAGAGAACGGUUCGGUGCCAGACUCAGAGUCCAAAUCACCCUUCUUUGACCUGCACAGCUUUGACCUUGGCUCUGUGAUGACCUCUGACCUUUCCAGUAUCAUGAUCUCUGCCCAGGAGACCAGCCAUAGUGUCGUCUGCGAAGGAAAGAACGACAGCCGAGGAGGAAUACAAGGGUUGAUCUCAGUCGAGGACGAAGCUCUUGAGAGCAGUACCCAAGUCAGAAAGACGGUCAGCUCUUCUACAGAAGGCUCAUUAGACUACCAUACAGCUUCAAUAGAAUUUGAGGAGUUGAACGAGUUGAAGGAUGGUAAAGGGGAAUUGAAGCCGAGCACUAUGACGUCUCCUGAUCGUUUAAAUAAAAGGCAAAGAACUGAGGGGGCGGAGAGUAGUUCCCUAGUAGCAAAGAAUGGAACUGUUUGGAAAGUGAGCCCUUCGCAGAAGUAUCCGGCCCCUCCACCGGACUGGGAAGUGGAAGAAAUCACCAAGGAAGAUAUGACGAAACCGAACAGCUUCGUGAAGGAGGCGACACAAAUUAGUGUGUCCAGCAAACUACCUCCCCGGCCCAAGUCCAGCCCCUUGUUCCCCUCCCUCGCAGAUCUCGAAGCUCGGAUCCCCCCAAAACCAGGAUGCCCCUCAAAGUGGAAACAGCGGUUGGUCAAGGACUUCAUGGGGGACGAGUGGAUGUCGGGACUGUCCAGCUCUAUGAUGGCCGGCUCAGGGGCAUCGUCUCCCUCGGAGCUGCACAGACUGAAGGAGUGCCACAAGGAGCUCCUGCGCUGUAUGCAACUGUCCAACUCUCAGGAGACCUUCUACAAGCUGCGGCGCGAGAUCAGCGAGCAGUCCUUCAAGGAGCUCCUCACCAUCUCGCUCUUCAACGAAGUCUCCGAAGUAAGCGCAGGCCAGUCAGCGGUGGACACCAGGUCAAGUGAAGUGUCCGGGCAAUGCGAGUCCAGAGAAGAGCUCUCGUCGGUAGACAGGUCAUUCUGGGACAGGGAAAGCUUUCUGGGAUCCGACUCUACCAAUACCAGCUCAAUCAUGUUUAUGGACUCAUACACAGGGUCGUCGUCACGACAAAGCCAGGAUGAGUCUGAUUUGACCCCCACGCCAUCUCCCAUAAUCGGCUAUGCUGGGCCAAGGGACGCUGUACAGCGAGCUGAUGGUAAAAAGAGUAGACAGCAAUCGGCGCCGUCAAACGAUCAGAGAGCCUCUGAUAUCAUUAAGAUCAUGAAGGAAAUAUUAGCUAACAGAAAACAAGACAGCAGCCCAACAGUCCAGCAGGAGCAACCCGACAACGAUGGAAAACAGGAAGGCGAGAACCUCGUAGCUAAUAGAAAACCUGAAGACACCGUGGGGCAGGAACGCAUGUCCCCGGAAAAGACAAAGAACGACAAGAAAGACAAGAAAGAGGACCUGGAGGCCAGUGGCGAUCGUUCCCCUCGUCGGCAGAACACAGAGGCUCCCUCCUCCCCCACUCCGAGCCACGAGAACAUGUACCCAGCGUACGUCGAAGACACAGGACACUCCGCAGUCAACACCGACCGCGCCCCCUCCUCCUUCUCCCAGCGCUUCCUCCAGGAGCGAGCGGCCGGCUUCAGGAGGCCCCAGUCCCAGCCCAUGGCGGAUCGGGAACGACUUAACAGACUGGGGUUCCAGGUGAUCAACUCCCGCCAGGGGCACGCCAGCCACAACACGCCCAUCUUCGCGGGACAGGGGGAAGAGCCUUCAACGCAGCAUACACGAAGAUUCCAGUGUCCCAGCACGCCACUAUCUCGAGCGAGUCCUGUCCAGAAGAUCGACUGUUCCCGGCCCAGAGGGAUGAGCGCUGACUCUAAGCACACGGAUCGGAGACCCAAACGGUUGAUAGAGGCCAGCCUAUCUGACUUGAGCUCCUUCGGCAGAGAACAGGGGCCACAACCACAACCACAACCACAACCACAACCACAACAACAGCAGCAGCAGCAGCAGCAUUAUCAUGAACAGCGUCAACAGCAGCACCGGCUGCAACAGCAGCGGCAGAAGCAGCCGGCAGUCGGUGCAUACGGUAGUGUGGCUGUGGGUGUCAGGGAUGAGGCAGCGACUGGAAUGGGAGAUGACUCCAAAACCGGAGUCAAGGAUAAUGUGACCCCUGAAGGUCAUCAACAGACCACGGAUGCAUCCACAUCCGGAACUCAGGGAGAUUUUCAGCGCUACUCCUCGCCACUUGUCAAGCUAUUCAGAGACCAGGACGACUAUCUGCAGGCACACAAGGUAGAGAACAGAUGA